GCGGCGGCGGCAUGGCUCGGCCGGGCCGGGCGCGUACCCUGCAGGUGGUGGAUACAGAGUACAGUGCGGACGCCGUGGAGUGGUGCCCUGUGGCCGGCUGGCACAGCGUGCUGGUCUGCGGCACCUACCAGCUAAGGAAGCCCGGCAGCAAGCCUGGCGUAAGCCCCACUGAGAGUGACGAGCCUCACGCCCGGCUGGGCCGCCUCUACCUGUAUCACUACAAUGAGGAACAGCCCUUCAUUCCAUUGGCUGAAAUUCAGAGGAUUGAAACUGCUGCUGUUCUUGAUCUCAAAUGGUGCCAUGUUCCUAUUGCAGAAUAUCCUGUGCUGGGUGUUGCAAAUGCCAAAGGAGCUGUGGAGCUCUGCUGCUUGGCUGGAAGUGAGAAAAACAGCUGCAUGUUGGAGCCAGUCUGCAGUGUCGACCUUGGAGCACAACGCCUUGCCUUGUCUCUGGACUGGUCCACAGGACGAGAGGAGUGUUCUAGUGGGCACCCACUGAGGGUGAUCAGCAGUGAUUCAAAGGGGAAGCUCAGUCUACUGUCAGUAGAUGAAUCUGCUCCUUCUGUGAAUGUCCUCAGUCAGUGGAAGGCUCACGACUUUGAGGCCUGGAUUGCUGCUUUCAAUUACUGGGACACAGAAAUCGUGUAUUCAGGUGGGGAUGACUGCUUGCUGAGGGGUUGGGACAUCAGGUGCAGCCCAGAGAUGCCUAUCUUCACCAGUGAGAGGCAUUCAAUGGGCGUCUGCAGCAUUCAGUGUAGUCCUCACAGGGAGAAUCUUCUGGCUACAGGAAGCUAUGACGAGCACAUUCUGCUGUGGGACACUAGAAACAUGAAGCAGCCAUUGGCAGACACCCAUGUUCAGGGGGGAGUUUGGAGGCUGAAGUGGCACCCAACGUGUGAGCACUUACUGCUGGCAGCCUGCAUGCAUAAUGGAUUCAAAAUCCUUGACUGUCAAAGAAGUUUGGCUGAAAACGCUGACGAAUGCACCAUUCUGUCGUCUUACGUCUUGCAUAACUCCUUGGCUUACGGAGCUGAUUGGUCAAGACUGUCUCCAAGGGAUCUGCUGGGUGUAAGACAGGACCCUUCCCCAACUGUCUCUUCUGAGGGGGUAGGGGCAAGAGCAGAUCCAGGAGUCAAGAAGCUGGAUCUCCAAGUCCAGAACCUGAAGAUAGUUUAUGAAUCUCCUACAGCUACUUUUGAUGUAGUGUUAGAUGAGGAUGGUGAAAACUCUGUGUCACAGGUCAAAGCAGAGAUGGGGCCAGACCCUCAGUUUUUGCUUCCUGAUGGAAGGGGAUUGGACACACAGUGUGACCAGGCUGAAUUGGCAAAGGCUCAAAGAGAGAGCAGCAUCAUAGCGACAUGUUCAUUUUAUGAUAACAUCCUACACAUCUGGAAAUGGGAAACCAGCCAAACUAGCCCUUCAGAGUAAAGUAUUAAAUAUUAAUCCCAGUCUGAGAACAUACAUUCACAAUGACAUCAUUGGAAAGCCUGUCGGAUGGAAGAAACAGAAGAUUUUUCUCUGUGAAGAGCUAAGCCUACAGCCUAUGCCCAGUCUCACUUCCAUUAGGGUUUUCCAGCUUUUUUUUCUUUUUGCCAGGGAGCUCAGGGUUCUUGAACAUUUGCAGACAUGCACUGUUUAAUUUAAAGCAAUUAGAAUUUCACUAUUUUGUCUUCAACUCUGACUAAACCAAAAUUUUAGUUUCUGCCUUGCUGGGGGAUGCAGUUAAACACUGGUGCAUCUGCUUAAUUGUCUACUGCUGUGAUUUGUGGUGGGGCUGGUAUAUUUCAAGGGAUACUUUAUUCUGACAUGAAAUUCAUCUCUCAAUGGCUGUCUGCUGUUUGUAAGUCUUAUUUGCUAUUCCCUAGAGAUGUGGUUGGAUGCCAUCUGCCUUUCUCCUUCCACAAAACAAAACUGAACUUUGCUGCAGCACUGAACUUGUUCAAGUUCACAAAUUAUUCAAUAACCAGAUUUUUUUUUCUGAACUUCCAAGGGAGUUCCCAUCUGGUGUUAAGGCUUGUGCCUUACUUCACUGUAUGAUCUGUUUGUAAACUAGCAUGUGCCACAAGAAGAUACUAUGCAAAGUUAGGCAUGCUGAUAAUGGCAUCUGCUUAUAGUGACCUUCAUACAGAGAAAUCUCUUCUGGAAGAAGUGGUGUACAUGAUGCAACAGAAUGCUAGUGCAGCUCCAGUGAACUGUAUUCUGAACUGUUAUUGUGAGGAUUCUGCAAUCUCUGCUUGGUUGUUUUUGUUUUGUGGUGGUGUUUUUUAACACACCUUCUGCAUGAAUUACAAGUUAAUUUUAUUGCCAUCAUUAAGCACUGCUAGUUUUGCCUAGAUUAUACAGUGAGUUUCUCUGUAUUAGAGCUGCAGCAAAGACUAUUAAAAUGCCAGCCUGCACCAAAUCUGUAUCCUCUAAUAUUCCUAGGGAGAGACCUGAAAUUCAGGAGCAACCCAGGGUUGACAGCUGUUUCAGAUUUAAGGUCAAAAGUCUCCAAAUGCUGUUAGUAACGUUCAUUGGUGUCUUACAAAAAUUGCUUCUGGCAUUAAUAAUGCAGUCCUCAUUCCUUCCUAGGAUGGCUCCAGAACUCUACAAGGUUGAGCUGUAAGCUUUUUACUGUGACACAUGAGCAAGACAUUACAUUGCCUCUGUGUUUCUAAUUAUCUCUCUCCAAAAAACAGCUCAAAUUGCUUAAGUCAUUUCUAGUUUGUAUGGUUUAUCUUUGAGAGUUAUGAUUAGUUUUUUUCAAAGGGAAGAAACACCAGCAACAAACACAGUAUUUGUAACAGUGAACUGAAGUCCAGAACUGACUUAUCUCCUUACUGCUGCAGGGCCCUUUUUCUCAAGUGUAUACGUGUAGUUUGGAACAGCAUCUUUUCAAAUACUGUUAUAUGAAGAUGCAUAUCAGCAUUGUGAAUAAAAGAGCUUUUGUUAAACUUAAAAAAAAACCAAC
Molecule: messenger RNA, 2949 nt
Organism: Gavialis gangeticus (Gharial)
Lineage: Eukaryota; Metazoa; Chordata; Crocodylia; Gavialidae
Gene: DPH7
Product: diphthamide biosynthesis 7
Exons: 9
Coding region: 12-1427 (471 amino acids)
Molecular function (GO): protein binding
Source: RefSeq, a predicted model, not a curated record